Molecule: messenger RNA, 3543 nt
Organism: Macaca mulatta (Rhesus monkey)
Lineage: Eukaryota; Metazoa; Chordata; Mammalia; Primates; Cercopithecidae
Source: RefSeq, a predicted model, not a curated record
CGCAACAGCCCCGGCGCCGGGGGUGGGGGUGGCCCAGACAGGGAGAGGGGAUGAGCGCGCGCGAGAGCCGGAGACAGCGCGAGACCCGAGGAGGCCGGAAGCGCGCGUGCGCGCCCCCGCCCGCGAGCGGGAGGCGGAGCCGCAGCAGUAGCGGCAGCAGCUGUAGGAGCCGCUGCAGCUGGGAGAAGCGCCAGAGAGGCCGGGCCUGCUCCGGUCGGACCGGAUCCCUCCCUUCCCCCUCCCUCCUCCCUCCCCUCCCCCAAACCCACUUCCGCAGCUCGCGGCCUUGCCGCCGAAGCAGCAGCGGCGGCAGCAGCAGGAGGCGGCGGCGAGGCGUCGGAAGGAUUACGCACCUGACGGGCCCGCCUCCGAGGGCUCCAGCGCGGGACGCUCACCGGUCGCCGCCGCCCAGGGCGCACUUCGCGGUGGCGGUGGGAAGGGAGGGACCGGCCACGGGGAACGGAACGCGAAUCGCCCCCCUCCCCUUCCUCCCUCCCUCCCUCCGAUCCGCCGCCCGCCCUCUCGGCUUCCGUCCCCUCCCCCUCCCUCAAAACCCCGGAUGGAGCCGCUGCCGACUCGCCGCCGCCUGGCUCCGGGGGAUGGUUUUGUCAAGCGGCCAGAGCCCCGGCGCCAGGCGCAGCCGCCGCCGCCCCCGCGAGGCGCCCCUGCCCUCGCUUCCCAGAACCGGGUCCCCGAGUGGCCCGAGCCCUCCGCCUGCCUGCACCCGGAGCCCUGGGACGAGGGUCAUUCGGCGUCUUUGUUGCCACUGCCGCUGCCGGAACCGUUUGCGAGCUCCGGUGGCCCCCGCCCCCCCCUCCGCCUUCCCGGACCCUGGGCUGGGGGUGGCACGUGGGCACCGGCCCCGGGAGGCGGAGGCGGUGCGCGCUUACCUGUCGCCGGUGCUGCUGCGGCGGGGGGUGUGGAGGAGGCGCCGCUGGGCAGCCUCGGCCGUGCUGUCCUCCCCGCCGCCGCCGCCUCUGCCUCUCGCUGCUGCUGCUGCUGCUGCUGCCGCCGCGGUCGGUGUCUCCGGCGCGGCGGCGGCGGCGGCGGCGGGGCUUUUCCUGUCCGGUUACGUUAAGGUCACAUGACCGAGAGAGCGGAGAGACUUGUGCAAAGAGGCUGCGAGCGGCUCCCGCCGGGGGGGAGAGGCGGCGAGAGAGCAGUGGCGGCAAGAGCCCCCUCCGCCCCCCCCAGCCGCUCCCCUCCCCCCGCCCGCCUCCGCCUCCUGCUGCUCUGCCGCCGCCGCCGCCGCCUGCAGCACUCCACUGCCGCUCCCACCCAGGCUCCGCGCUCUGCUCCAGCCAAACUUCUGCAGACCAUGUGCAGCCGAGGCGAGGAAACUUCUCUCCACCUAUUGGGGCUGGAGGCCUGAGUCACAAGCCCCCUUGUUUACAUAAAGUGUUUAGGUAGGACAAGUCCUUGAGAUGCUCGGGGUAGAGAUGGAGAGCCGCUGCUCGUAUACUUCUGCCGGCUUCUGCUUGAGAUCUUUUGGCCGUUACCCUUGUCCCUUGACUUUCCGUGUUUGUUUUAAACCGGGGAGAUACUGUAAACCAGUAUCUUCCUGUCACCAAUGGUAACUGAAAGUCAUGCCGAAGUACAGAUGCCUGUACUGUGCACAGAGGUAGAGUUGCUUCCUUUUCCUUGCAGAUUAGUUGAGCGACGUAAGAUGUUUCUGUUAGGGUUGAAUUUUGAUAGUUAUUUCAGCAACUGGAUUUUCGUUUUUGAAGUUUUGGCCUCCCAAAAAUGAAAGUCUGCAACGCAUGUUUGUUAACAAUUUAUUCUCCUGUUAGGUUUUGGUCUUUGAGGUAUGGAUUCCAGUGUUGGCUAUUCUGUUAGAUUUAGAGGUUUGGAAAAUCUUUCAACGGGGAGAUCCUGAAACAAGGCAGAUAAGUUAGAAUUUCCUGGUCAUUUUUAACUUUUUAAAGUUUUGGUUGUUGCCAUUUUUCUAGAAUUCGUGUGUUUUUUGGGGAAAUGCAGUUUAGUUCUUUGAGGAUUGGAAUUUAAUGAUAUCUUUACACAUCUAGGAUUUUUUGAGAUUUAGAAAGGAUAUGGCUGCAUUCUUAAGGAAGUGGAGGCAGCAGUUUCUGGGAUACUCUGGUUUCAAGUCAUGCUAACCUGGUUAUGAUGUCUAACCCAUGUUGGUUUACACAGUCUGACCACCAGCCAAUGCCUGGCACAUAGUUUAAAUCAUUUAAGGCAAGCUUACCAUCUUAAGACAAUUUAAUACAUAGAAGUGUUCCUCCUAAAAAUCUUUUAUUUAGCAAUGUUGUUAUACCUGCAGGUACUGAUGACUAAUUCCUUCUUUGAAGACAAAAUAAGCAGCUGUGUAGCUUCAGUGGCUCUCAGAUGGAUAAUAGAUUCAGUGUACACUUGCCUUGAACUUUACUGUUUUUUGAUCAACUAGAUAAGUGACUUUAGUGAGUAAAUGUCUGCCUCCAAAACCAAAUUCUGAUCUUAGUAUUCUACUGCAGCGCUGUCACUGGAACAUCAAAGUUGGCCUUCAGACUGGCAUGCCUGGUUCCUUGGAUUGACUUGAGUAUUGAGGUCCAUCUCAUCUUAUUAGGAAACUAAAAUGAUGUUGAUUAUUUUGUAGAGAAUCAUAGAGAUCUGUAGGUUCUUAAUUCUUUUGGACUUUCAUUCUGAAAUUUUUCAACCUUAUGGUGUUGGUGGAGUGCUCAUGUGAAGAGUGAUACUGAUUUAAGAAAAAAUAAAAGAAAAAGUGGGCAUAACUAAUGCUGAACUUGAUACCAUUGGGCAGAAAUUUGCCUAUGUGUGUAGAGUAAUUGGUCUUAAGUCAAAGUAACUAUGCUUAUUUUUGAGAUCAGAGUAUUUCCUAGCGCUCCACUCUAUAGGUUUAUAGAAAGAAACCCAAGGGUAAGCCCAGAAACUGAGUAUCAGUCCUAAAGAAAGCCUAUCAAGUGCAUCCUAUUCUCUUCAAGAGCUGCUACUCGAAUUUAGGACUGGGCUGGUUUGCUGCUCAUUCUCUUGAGGCAUAGGCAGCCACACUUGAAUUUUGCCAAGUAUGCAGAUAAUUCCAACUUGUAGUCAGGAUCAUCAAGUAAUAGCAUUAUAAAGAGAGCUAUACAGACUGUAUAUUUUCUACAACUUGUUGAAAUAGAAACAUUUAUAUGGAUACAUAUAUCUGCAAGGGUUGAGGAGAAAACAGCCGUGGCAAGUAAGAGCUAGUUAGUGUAUUUCAGGAUAAGGCCAAGGGAAGCUUUCAGUUCUCUACUAAGUCUCGUUGUGGGAAAGUCACAAAUGUCCCUAGUACAGUAAUAAGAAAAAUAAAAAGGCUGAGCGUGGUGGCUCACACCUGUAAUCCCAGGACUUUCAGAAGGAUGGCUUGAGCCCAGGAGUUGCAGAUGGGCCAGGACAAUAUAAGGAAAUCCCAUGUAUUAGAAAAAAUGAAUUAGCCAGGCAUGGUGGUGUGGGCCUAUAAUCUCAGCUUGGGAGGCUGAGGUGGCAGGAUCGCUUUCAGCCCAGGAGUUCGAGGCUGCAGUGAGCCAUGAUCACAUCACUGCACCCUAGUCUGGGCAACAGAGU